Messenger RNA from Ruditapes philippinarum (Manila clam), 2790 nucleotides. RefSeq lists its product as uncharacterized. NCBI's taxonomy places the organism in Eukaryota, Metazoa, Mollusca, Bivalvia, Venerida, Veneridae. The coding region runs from base 53 to 1093 and encodes 346 amino acids. The transcript is spliced from 4 exons. The record is from RefSeq and is a predicted model, not a curated record.
CCCUAAACCGCUACGAAUCAAUAUUUUUGGAGUUUCUAUAUUAUUAGAUAAAAUGGAGUUUACUGUAUUGAUUGGUACAACAGUUGUGAUUUUAAUUUCUUUAGGAAAUAUGAAUAUAAGUUCAGGCACUAAGGAUGCCGAUGAGAAAUUAUCAUGUAACCCGUAUAGCGCUCUUAUCAUAUGGUACACUGGUAGCGGAGAAGAUAAUUCCUUUUUUCAACAGAGAAGAUUGUUGGUAGUGUUAAUAAGUGACUUUCCUGAAAACACAAGUGUAUCAAUCGUCACAAUUGGCGCUAAAGAUGAUAUAAGACUACAGUUUAGAAAACAAGAUAGAAUUACGAAUUGGAGAGACAAAAUUUUACAUCAUGUGCCGGGAACGGCAUCGAAUCAUACAUUACCUUACACAGAAAUACAAAAGGCAAUACUAUACCAUAAGACUAAUUCUAGUGAAGCAGAACUUGUUUAUCUUCUAGUUAAUGGCAAAACUGUAAUACGCGAUGUAGGAAACAAUGGUAUUAAAGAGCUUCGGAAAAAGAAAACGUUUGUUGUGUUAUGUGAAAUUCAAACGGAAAAUAGAUCACACACGUGGUUAAAAUUUGCUAGCAAUGAAAAUUAUUUUAUCGCAUUGGACAGUAUAACAGGAGAUGUCAAUAAAACGAAGGAAAUAAUUCUGGCCAGGUCCUGUCAAGAUUCAAAAUUUGUCUGCGACACUGACAUGUACUGGUCAAGUGACAGGAAAGGAUGUAAUGCAUGCACAUAUAUAUGUUCCAGUACCUGCAAGGUACAACCGGAGUAUUGCUUUUAUGCGUGUCCAUUUUUUCACAAAUAUAAGCUUGCAAAUAAUAUUAACAAGGACAAGGAUUACACAAGUGAGCCAUUACAAGAACAUGCUAGGGAAGCAUCCGACAAUAACUCUUGGCUAAUUAUUACCCUGGUUGGCAUUGUAUGUAUACUAGUAUUAGCCACAGUUGCCCUCGUAUACAAGAAAAAGGAAAAGUUAUGGAGCUUCAAACACUAUGUAUGGAGUUUUAAAGAAAGAAGAAAAUUCACAGAAGACGAGGUCAGUGAGCUCAAUGAACAGCAAAACAAUUGAAAAUAUAAAAUGUCAUCUACUGAAUCCUAUCAUAGACGCCAGCAUGAGUUACAACGUAACUCACACAGUGUCAUUUAACCGGAACUGACUGUAUUACAUCAACACUGACCUUGAAAUUGUGAUUAAUGUAAUGUAGUGAUGGGAAUUCUGAUAAACAUAUAUUGGUUUAAACAUAUUUAUAUAAGCCCUAUUUCGAAACAAGUUUUUGCAACUUAAAUUAAUCACUUUUGAGUCCGCUUCCUGGAACCAACCAGUGCUGGUUCCUGUCCGUGCUCUGCCUUGUGCCCUGUCCCGUUUUUGUUUUGGGUACGUCUUGGCUUCUUGCUACUGGUUCUUGUUGCUGGGUCGUGUUGGGGUUGCGCUCAGCGAAUGCCGCCUUUCCUUGUUGAUCUUGUUAAUCAUAUUUCAUAUAAAGAAACAGGGUCGUGAAACGAUUAACCACAAGGCCACCGUUCCCCUAACAUAUUUUAAUAAAUUAAAGCUUCGACCGUGGCGUGCCAUGGUCAGUACUUUUCGGAGUUGGAGGUAAAAUGACGUCAUAAAGUGAAUAGCGGUUAAUUCCUGUAGGGUAAGUCACAUCUAUGUUUAUUUUUCAUAACAUUUAGAUAGUAAAUUCGUUUAAAUGUGCUGUUUGUCUGCAAAAAUUGUAAAAUGUGUUGUCAAACCGAACUUCUGUUAAAAUAAAAAUGCAUUAUUUAGGAUACAAAAUGUCUUUAGUUGUCUGCAAUGAGUUAAUAUUUAACAUUAUAAUGUUCGCUGAAUGAACAAAAUUGUAAACUAGACUUUAGAAUAUGUCCGCAGCUAUUCACAAUACUUAUUUCUUUAGUAUUUAUCAGUUUAUGUUUCUCUAAAUAUCACUACUAUUAGUUCUUAAGUUACAAUUAAGGGUUAGGGUUGGUGUUACAUAGAUCAGGCUAAGUGCUAUGGGUUAGGGUUAGAGGAUUAGUACACAUGAAUUUUACUGCGGACAGAUUCUGUUAGCAUACAUUAAAUAAGGCGUAUCUUACUCCAGUGUCGUUUUAGUUUUGCAGUUGGCAUUCACUAAGGUUAUUACGCUAGAUAAGCAGUUGACAUUAUUUAGUAACACUUUCCAUCAGAUAAGCGAGUAAACCUAGGCUUAAUAGCAAUUCGUCGCCUAUUAAAGUUAUAAUUCGCUGUCUACCAAUGAUUACUUAGUAGACAUCUUUAUACAUUAUGUUUCUUUACUGACAUACAGGCGAUUGAAUAUUUUAAAUGACAGGUAAAUACAAAAUAGUAGAGUUACUUGUAAAAGUAAAAAAAAGCUAUAUAUCAAUGAAUAAUAUAAUAGCUUAUUGAAAUAAUAAACAAUUGAUAGUUAUUUAUCUACAAAAAAAGUUUACUGCUAAUUAAACACAUUGUAUCUUGUUAAAUUGACGGAUACGAAAGCUGUUAUAUUACAGUACUAUUAUUUUAGCUAUAGUCAUUCUGUUUAAUUGGAUAUCGUUUGAAAAUAAAAUCAAAACGCCCACAAUUAGAAAAAAAUGUUGUUAUUUUAGAUCACAUUGUUGCAUUUAUGUGACCUGAUUGUAGAUAAUUUAUAAUUAUUAUUAUAAUUAUUAUUAUUAUUAUUGUUGUUGUUGAUAUUUAUUAAGAACUGUACUUAGUUAAGAUCUGUAUGCAAAUAACUGUUACAUACCUCAUGCAUUUAAAAUAUGUUAUGUAAUAUUGUCAAUAAA